UAGCUAAUUUAGGAAUAAUUGGUGAAACAUUACGCAUAUGUUUCCUUCAAAUUGCCCAUAUCUUUCUAUAUCCUAUAAGGUUUCGAUCUUUUAUUUUGAAAGGUCCUUUCUAUCGGCUCAGGAAGUAGCUUUAUUUUGUAAGCAGCAUGUUGUAUACACUUUGUUUCCAUCCAUUAAAUGUGUUAAAGACGCGUUAUGUUAAUAUGAAAUAAACUACAGACCGUGAAACAUGCAGUGGGUCAAAAUAUGCAGACAGUCGCUUUCAAGCACUGUGAACCCGACGACUUUGACAGUGGCACUGUCUAGACACAAACUUAUCCGUCGGAGUAUGGCCUCAGAUGCAACAACCCGGUUCGAUUUUCUAGUGAUUGGAGGGGGAUCUGGGGGUCUAGCCGGUGCACGCAGGGCAGCGGAGCUCGGGGCCACUGCCGCGGUGGUCGAGAGUCACAAACUCGGAGGUACCUGUGUCAAUGUCGGCUGUGUCCCUAAGAAGGUUAUGUGGAAUGCUGCAGUUCAUGCAGAAUAUCUCCACGAUCACUCUGACUAUGGUUUUGAUGGCGGACACGUUCACUUCAGCUGGGAAACUAUUAAGACCAAAAGAGAUGCAUAUGUUAGUCGGCUUAAUAACAUCUAUCGCAACAAUCUUGACAAGGCUAAAAUUGAAACGAUUCAGGGUCACGCCAGGUUCAUUGACGGCCCUGACCCCACUGUUGAGGUGAAUGGGAAGAAGUACACCGCGCCUCAUAUCCUCAUUGCCACAGGAGGGUUCCCUUCUGUCUUGAGUGACAGUGAUGUGCCAGGGGCAAGUCUUGGCAUCACCAGUGAUGGCUUUUUUGAACUUGAAAGCCUUCCUAAGCGCAGCGUCAUAGUGGGAGCUGGAUAUAUUGCUGUGGAAAUGGCUGGCAUCCUUUCCACACUGGGGUCCAAAACAUCCAUCAUAUGUCGUCAGACAGGGGUGUUGAGAAACUUCGACACCUUGAUAAGCUCAAAUUGCACCAAAGAAUUGCAGAACUCUGGCAUAGAGUUGUGGAAAAAUACUCAGGUGAAGUUGGUGAGUAAGACAGGCAAUGGCCUGUUGGAGGUCACACUGGUCACCAAAGACCCAGAGAAGAAGAACGAGGAGGAGAAAAUCGGCACCAUCCAGGAGGUAGACUGUCUGCUAUGGGCCAUCGGACGAGAGCCCAACACCGCCGGCCUCAACCUCAGCCAGAUGGGUGUGGAUAUUGAUGAGAGAGGCUUCAUCGUUGUAGAUGAGUUCCAGAACACCACUCGCCAAGGGAUCUAUGCUGUAGGAGACGUGUGCGGGAAGGCCCUCCUUACUCCUGUCGCCAUUGCAGCGGGCAGAAAGCUGGCACACAGACUGUUUGACGGCAAGGAGGAUGCCAAGGUCGACUUCUCCAACAUUCCCACGGUAGUUUUCAGUCACCCACCCAUCGGCACGGUGGGCCUCACAGGAAGGUGAGUGCGCUCUUAGCAAAGAAGUCCUCAGGUGGAUGGUUCCCCAUAUUGUAAAUGUUCUCCGCUGAAGUGGGAUGAGUUGGCGUGUUUCUCUGUCAGUCUGUUGGAUAAAUAACCAGCCUGGGCCCGGUUUCCCAAUAGCAAUGGAAUUUAGGCUUACAAGUGUUUUAACAAUGCGUCUUUCCUGCAACGGAUGGCAUUGUAACACGCAUUUCCCAAAAACCAUGCAAAGAGAAUGUUUGCUAAGUGCAUCGUUGAGGCAUAGUGUGGAUACUGGUAGGAUUGAAAGAAAGGCAUCGCUGCUCUCGGAUCGGCUUUCUCCAUUGGACUCUUACCUUAACAUUAGAAUUAUUCCACAAUACUGAUGACGGAUCAGCGCCGAGAAAGAUGUUAUCGCCUAUGGCUGCAAAUAUUAUUCUAAUGCUUACCCUAAAAUAAUUCACUAUAUCAAGACAUCAUUGUGCACAUGUUACACAUCAUAAACUAUAUUGAGGCAAAAUUAAAAUAAAUAACCAGUGUAUUCAAGUGCAACUUUAAUGAUAGUUUUGGGGAAACAGCUUGGAGAGUUAACGAUGCUCCUACGAAGGUUCUUACUAUGAACGUAGCCUUAAGAUGCUUUUGGAAAACCGGGCCCUUGUCAAAAGUAGCAAACUUUUUAGGGAAUAGGGUGCCAAUUGGAACGCAACCUUGUGUUUGUGUUUUUCAUUAGUAGAGAAGCUGAUGGUCUUACAUUUGGUCUCCUUGUGUUACAGAGGAGGCGAUUAAAAACAGGGG
This is a messenger RNA of Oncorhynchus nerka (sockeye salmon), 2232 nucleotides long. Its product is annotated as glutathione reductase. The transcript is spliced from 12 exons. Gene Ontology annotation, molecular function: glutathione-disulfide reductase (NADPH) activity; flavin adenine dinucleotide binding. Gene Ontology annotation, biological process: glutathione metabolic process; cellular response to oxidative stress; cell redox homeostasis. The record is from RefSeq and is a predicted model, not a curated record. NCBI's taxonomy places the organism in Eukaryota, Metazoa, Chordata, Actinopteri, Salmoniformes, Salmonidae. Gene Ontology annotation, cellular component: mitochondrion; cytosol. Bases 230 to 1462 code for a protein of 410 amino acids.